AUGUCGCCAGACUGCGAUUGCGAUGAUGGAAAAAGAUGCGAUGCUCAGGCCAUGGCCGGCGCUGCGCCAUCCUUGUGUACUACGCUCGAAACCAGACCGCAAAUGCCUCGCAAUCCUUUCUUACCGGUUGGGGACCUCAAGCCGCCGGAGCUGAUCACCCUUUGCAAUGAUCUUCGAGCCGAUGCAGAUGACUUGAGUCAAGAUGACCCUACGAAACCUGCAAUAUUGCUAGCGAAACGAUUGGUGGACCAGUUGGACACUAUCUACACCGCAAGGCUCCAUCGGCCGGCUCUCCGGUUACAACUGCGCUUCGCCUUCGUGAAGCUUCGAGAUAUCCUUCUACCCGCCGUCACAGAGACGUUUCUCAAUUGUGACAAGGUCGAGCGCCUUUUCGCUCACGCAUUGCGGAGAUAUAUGGCAUACUGCAGUUACCUUGAGGACGUGUAUGUUCAUGUGUGUUGCUCGGUGUUGACAGCACUCGUUUCUUUCAAGACAAGACUUUCUGAGGCAUUUUCACAACACCUGAGUGACCGCCCGGGCGAGCUGUUUGACGCCGUGGCUUGGUUUCAGGCGGACAUGGUUGGUAAACGACUAGAUGAUCUCUACCACAUCUACAUGCAAAACUGUGAGUUUAGUGUUUGUGCAGCUCGCCGACACUUGGAAACGGAAUUUCCACUCCUUCGUGAAAUUGCAACUCAAAAAGAACUCGCAGUUCAACCAUAA
Exophiala dermatitidis NIH/UT8656 is the source of this 723-nucleotide messenger RNA. RefSeq lists its product as uncharacterized. The record is from RefSeq and is a predicted model, not a curated record. Bases 1 to 723 code for a protein of 240 amino acids. The transcript has a single exon. NCBI's taxonomy places the organism in Eukaryota, Fungi, Ascomycota, Eurotiomycetes, Chaetothyriales, Herpotrichiellaceae.